Messenger RNA from Pomacea canaliculata, 1211 nucleotides. RefSeq names its product perlucin-like. NCBI's taxonomy places the organism in Eukaryota, Metazoa, Mollusca, Gastropoda, Architaenioglossa, Ampullariidae. The transcript is spliced from 5 exons. The record is from RefSeq and is a predicted model, not a curated record. The coding region runs from base 111 to 593 and encodes 160 amino acids.
CGUCCAAGUGCUGCUGAUGUUUUCACAAAGAUACUUGUGAAGGAGGCUGUUCUCUGCUCCACCAUUUCUGCCGCCAGUCCAACUCUACGUUUGGUCGCGCGCUGAACACAAUGCAUUCACUGCUCACCUUCUCCGUCUUUGCUCUCUUCGCGUCUGCUGUCAGUGGCUUGUCCUGCAGGACUGGAUGGCACUUCGACGCCGAUACAGGAUCCUGCUACGCGAUUCCCACGGGCGCAGAAGGCAGCUGGGCGGAGGCCAUGGCGUACUGCGGGGCUCUGGGAGGAGAGCUUGCUAUCGUGGAAAGCGCAGGCGAACACCGCUUCUUGGUGUCUCUGAUCAACACCACAAAGGCUGCCUAUCCCCAUGACAAAGACUUCUGGAUAGGAGCCGUUGACAUUCUGGAGGAGGGUGUCUUCAUCUGGGCCUACCGUCUGUCGGAGGUUGAGAACUUCUUCUGGGGCAGGGGGGAGCCCAACAAUCAGAACGGAGGCCAAGGCUGCCUGCGAAUGGAGUCGGAGCUCGCCUGGGCCUGGGGUGACGGAGACUGCACCUCCAAAGAGUAUUUCAUCUGCGAGCGAGAGGCUGAAGGCUAGUGAAGCCUGACCAUUGCCAGAACUGGUCCAAGACACGAACGACAGAAAGUGUAUCUGUACCCCGGAUCACUGCUUACUGAUGAAUUUGACUGGACCGAGAAUGAAUGACGUCAUACUAAAUGCUUUUUUGUUUACAUUUACUUAACAGAAAAUAUAUUUAAAAGAAAAUGUCAAAGACUGCAUUGCUGAGUAUGCACACAUGAACAGAAAUUACAAACUGUGCUUGAAGCGAUGUAUGGACAUUUUAUAUAUUUUUUAUAACCUGUUCUGGCGUUGUUAUUUUUAUGAAAGUGUUUUCUGAAGUUAAAAUUCUCUAAUAAAAUGUUUUAAAAUUUAUAUUACUAAAUUUAUGUUGGUAUCAACUAUCCAGGUAACAUAUUACGAACACAUGAGAUUGAGGAAUUUAUUCCUAUCCUCAGAAAAUGCAGACAGUCUUUGGAUGCUUUUAUUCAUUAGUGUUUAGAUAUGUUAGUGAACCACGUCAAAAGAAAAAAACUCAAAAUUUUUACCAUGGCAAGUUUGUGGGGUAAAGGUUUCAGUGCAGUUCCCCAUUUUUGAACUACUGUAAGGGUCACCGAAUAUAUUGAAGCGGAUUUCAAUUGAAAGUUUUGAAAAUGU